CCAACAAAUUUCAUGCUGGUGCCCACCAUCUGUUUCACAUAAUCUUGCUUCGGCGAGACGGGAUCGUCAUCGAAUAUACCCACCCGACAACAAGCGACGCAAUCCAGUAUACCUCGAAAGUUGAACAACAUUACCCCCAGAGAACGGUCGUCCGCCCGGCGAGAUAUGCAUACAAACAUGGCGCCUGACGACAUAGAUACAGCGACUGCAAUGAUUGACGGAGACAGCAGUACCGAGUUUUCCUGGACAGGGAGCGAUGAUUUCGGUCCUGACAAAAACGUAGCCGGAGCCAAGUCCAUAUCGGCAGACACAGGCACAGGCACAAGCACAGGCACAGGCACAGGCACAGAAAAGACCUCCGAUGGGACGUUCCCAAAUACCGCUCCUGGACUACAGCCGACGGAGCACAAGACAGACGGAUCCCAACUCACCACACAAUCAAUCCCAACUGGUCAAUCACAGCCGACAACAUCAGACCCAAAUACGACAUCCACCUCGAAAGAUGGAGCCAAUACCAACGACAAUAACCCUCGCCCAACGACUCGCACUUCACCGGGAGACCAGGAACCACACAACCCUCACCCAAAACCCGGCACUACUACGACCCAGUCGUUCCCAACCACGACAGAAGACCCGAUACCAACAAAACAUACUCUGUCUAAACCUUCAGCCAAAACCACAACCACCACAUUUGACCACCCCAAAAACACCUCCGCCAGCAAAGACAGCAAGAGCAACAGCGUAGAAGGAAAAGGAGGUGGAGGGGGAGGAGGGAUGCCGACCACAACAAAAGUCGCCAUCGCCGUCCCCGUCUCCAUAGUCGGCGCCCUCAUAAUCGCAGCCCUAAUCUACUUCUUCCUCCGCCGUCGCAACCGCCAAAAACGAAACAAGGCCGUCCCUUCUGCAGACAAUCUCGUCAUGAGCACGGCUGCUUCUACACCUGCACAUACACAGCCAUACCCCCCACCCUUCCCGUCCCCGCAACCGCACUCCCCCGCGCCGUUCACAGCAGUACCAGCAGAGCCAUCUCCCCGCCACCUAAACCCGAGUAUCAACAUUGAACCACCCGCAGCGGUAGCAACGAAGGGAGAACGCGACCACGCCCGCGACACCGUCCGACCCACCAGCCAGCUCCCCACUAACUACCCAGCCAUCCUCAUCGCCGGCGCAGGCCAACAACAACAACAACAGCAGCAGCAGCAGCAACAACCAGUACAACACCCACACUCACCCUACCACUCCACCGGAGACCCCAUCUCAGAGCGAAGCCUCUGGCACAACGAAGCAGUCGAGCCACGACCGCGAUCUCCCUUCGACCACCCCAUGGACGACCAAUUGUCUGUCAUGUCAGCGAUGAGCGACCGACGCGCACACCUGCAUGAUCGCGAUGACGUCUCGUCUGUGUCAUCU
Messenger RNA from Aspergillus campestris IBT 28561, 1410 nucleotides. RefSeq lists its product as uncharacterized. NCBI's taxonomy places the organism in Eukaryota, Fungi, Ascomycota, Eurotiomycetes, Eurotiales, Aspergillaceae. The record is from RefSeq and is a predicted model, not a curated record. The transcript has 2 exons. The annotation marks the transcript as partial.